Aureobasidium musti is the source of this 873-nucleotide messenger RNA. NCBI's taxonomy places the organism in Eukaryota, Fungi, Ascomycota, Dothideomycetes, Dothideales, Saccotheciaceae. The record is from the annotation of a GenBank genome assembly.
CGCCAUGCUGGACCUCGUCAUAUUCUUGAGGGCUUCCUUCUUGCUGGCUGCUGUAGCCGUGAGCCAGAGAAACAACCCAUCCGUUUCCUAGCAUACGGCUCUCGUCAGAAUGGUCAACAACCAAGGAAACUCACCAAAAACCCGCUAGAUGCACUUGCCACUUUCCAAGUACCUCAUAGUUGGUUUGCAUCUUUCUAUGUUGUGUCCACAUUGUGUUCGUUCAUGUGGCUUUCUCAGAUCCUUCUUGAUCAAUCGCUUUGGCGCAAGUUGGCAUCUUUGACCAACAUGAACAAGUCCAUGACCUUAGAUCAAAUCAUCGUCACAUGGAUACUGAUGCUCCUGCAAGGUGUUCGUCGUCUGUACGAGUGUUUGGAAUUUACUAAGCCAUCCAAUGCUCGUAUGUGGAUCGGCCACUGGGCUUUGGGAGUAUGGUUUUAUGCUAGCAUGAGCGUAGCCGUCUGGAUCGAAGGAGCUCCAACUCUCCUCAAGGAGUCUUUCAAUUUCUCACACCUGACCAUUGAGCCUCCGUCGCUCCGUACCUUUGUUGGUUGCUUGAUUUUCAUCCUUGCUUCGGGCGUGCAGCACGACUGCCAUGCAUAUCUGGCGUCCCUGAAGAAGUACAGCGUGCCAGAGCAUCCGGUAUUCCAUCGUUUGGUCUGCCCUCACUACUUUGUCGAGUGCUUGAUCUAUCUUGCGAUUUCUAUCGUUGCAGCACCAGCUGGUGCCACGCUGAACUGGACAAUCGUUUGUGCUCUUGUGUUCGUGGCGGUGAACCUGGGGGUGACGGCGGAUGGAACCAGAGAAUGGUAUGUGCAGAAGUUUGGACCGGAUAGCAUGAGCAGGAAGUGGAGGAUGAUUCCCUUCGUCUUUUAG